Messenger RNA from Micropterus dolomieu (smallmouth bass), 1472 nucleotides. Its product is annotated as schwannomin-interacting protein 1-like. Bases 29 to 265 code for a protein of 78 amino acids. The transcript is spliced from 3 exons. Lineage: Eukaryota; Metazoa; Chordata; Actinopteri; Centrarchiformes; Centrarchidae. Gene Ontology annotation, cellular component: cell junction; plasma membrane. Gene Ontology annotation, biological process: positive regulation of hippo signaling. The record is from RefSeq and is a predicted model, not a curated record.
CCAUCUGCCCCACAUCAGCGAGGGCUUGAUGAAGAGGAAUCUGAGGAGAGGGGACAUGAGGGACAUGAGUCUAGGACAGCUGCAAGUCAUCACAAAUGACUUACACUCACAGAUUCAAAGUCUUAAUGAGGAGCUGGUACAGUUGCUGCUGCUGAGGGAUGAGCUACAUGUGGAGCAGGACGCCAUGCUGGUGGACAUAGAGGACCUCACCAGGCAUGCUCACAGCCAUCAGCGGCACCAGGCAGAGAAAGCCAUCUCUAAAUAAAAACACCCCUGUCUACACGUGUGUUCGUCUGCACGCCAUUUUACCUCCUGCUCCAUGGACUGUCACCAGUAUUACUAAUGAAACUCCAUCCGUGCUGACUGUGUCUGGAGAAAUGAAUAUGCCAUAUACAUUAGUAUUAAUACAGGCACACUCGUAAUGUAUUGCACCAGAGGAUUUUCUGGAAGGACAGAGGACCUGAAAUCUGAGUCAUCACCACUUUCAGUAAGGACACAGUUAAGUUUGUGCAGGGUUUUCACUUUAACUCAGCAUGAUUAAUCAUGCCAUAUUUCAUAGAAUUAGGGGAAUCCUCUCAACUUAAUUCCAUCCCGAGCCCUGAUUUACCUCUUCAUGAUUUUGCACGGUACACUCAUGUAUGUUAAUGCCGGGUUGGAGAGAGCGCCUGUCCACGUUGUUUCUCCCUUGUCUCAAAAAAAGAUGCUGACUUCUCGGGGGCCACUCCUGACUGAACUGAGAUUCAAUUAACGUUGUCUUUUGUUUAUGUCUAUAAUAAUCAAGAGGAUUGAUCAGUUCAUCUGUAGACAUGCUCUGUUCACCUGUUCAUCAUUUCUUUCACUUAGAGCACUGUGUCGUCGCUGUUUAACGCUGGAAUUCACUAUUAAGCACCUACUAUCUAAGCUGUUGCAAUAGAAAAUUAUAAACACUGUUCUUAUUUGCAGUUUGGCUUCACAGUGGUGUUUAAAUGCUGCAGCAGCUUCACAGGGCCCCUCUUGCAAGGAUCACUUAGACACAAAAUUGGAUGUAACUUGAUAGCUGCUAUGGUUUCCACCUGCUUUAAAGAUGCAUUCAGGGCCUUUCUGGAUAAUAUUGUCCUACUUUAUUCAAAUUUGCAUUUGUCUGAUGACAAAAAUCAUAAGAUGAGGGUUAAAUAGGUAUAUAUUGGUUAAUACAUAGGGACAGAAAAGCAAAAGUGAAGGCAUGUUGACAUGAAUAAAAAUAUGCAAAAUAAUUUUUAUGUGCAAUUUACUAAUGCUAAGAAAAGGGUAAAUAUAAACAUGUAAAACAAAUAUAUGAAUAAAUCACAGCCUAAACAUAUCUAUUUUAUCUGUUCAGAAGAUUUAUGGACAUUCUAUAUGUACAUGUUAAAAUAUACUUUAUUAAAAGGAUGAAGAAUAUGCCUUGUUGUCUGGCAGUGUUUAAGUGUUUUCACUCUCACCUUUUUAAGAAUGUAACUGAACACAAAGUUAAA